Molecule: messenger RNA, 12486 nt
Organism: Candida albicans SC5314
Lineage: Eukaryota; Fungi; Ascomycota; Pichiomycetes; Serinales; Debaryomycetaceae
Gene: DYN1
Product: dynein heavy chain
Exons: 1
Coding region: 1-12486 (4161 amino acids)
Biological process (GO): microtubule-based movement
Cellular component (GO): dynein complex
Molecular function (GO): dynein light intermediate chain binding; ATP binding; minus-end-directed microtubule motor activity
Source: RefSeq, a predicted model, not a curated record
AUGGAAGAACUGGUCACACCCUUAUUAUCAGUCAAUCAAUUAUAUGACUGUAUAAUAGGCUUUCUACCUUUUAAUGAAAAUGUGCCGAAAUUUACACAGUGUGAAGAUGUAUUGACCAAGUUUAUAUCUAACAACAACCAAGAUACUUUGUACCUUAUCAAGUCUAUUGAAGAGAAAACAUCCAGAAUAUCAAAUGAUCUUUCAGACUUGGAUAUGGGAUUUAAAGAUUUAGAUACUUUUGUUAUUAUAAUCAAAUCUAAAGGUGAACUUAGGAAUGAUAUACCGCUUACCCAACAGCUAAAUAUUAUGAGUAUUCCUAUACCACAAGAUGAGAACCACGAGACUAAUGAUCUGUUUGAAAAACUUCGAUUAGCAGUUAGUUUAGGGUUGUCACCAUAUUUUGAUUUCAUUUCCACCAAAAAUGAAGAAUCAGCAUUGGCAACAACGAAAAAGAAAUUUAAUGAAUUAUCAUUAGCAUUACAACAUUUACAACAGAGGAUCCAUAUACCAGAUUUAUUAAUCACUACUCAUCCAAAGAUCAAGAUGUUAAUUGCCGAGAAAGGUAGCGAAUACCCGGAUGAAUUAAUAGAUGACACUGAAUUUUUAAAUGAGAUAACAUCAAUUACUAACAAUUGGGUUCGACAAAUUCAAUCCAUCACUCGUUUGAACCAUGAGCCAUCGGAUGGGGAUAGUAUUAUGGAAGAUAUCCAAUUUUGGAAAUCUAUGGAUUUGGCGUUGAUUUCUUUGAACCAACAAAUUAACUCCCCGGAAGUGAACCUCACUCGAGAAUUGUUAUCCAAGGCCAAAAGAUUUCAUAUUACCUUGAGUUUUGAAAAUGAUAUUGGGCUAAAGGAAAAGUUAAAUGAAACCAAGUUGUACAACUCCUUUUUAAGAGAACUUCCCAUUAAUGAUUUGCUGACCAUCACUGAUGACGAUGGGUUUCAGAAGUUUGACGAUGCCUUGGCAAAUAUCUUCAGUCAUUUAAAGCUAAAGUUAAACUUAUUACCAUUGGAAAGAGCAAUGAAGUCUGUCGAAGUAAUUUUAAACGAUAUCACCGAAAAAUUUCAAUCAUUAUUGGGUACCUAUGAUUUAAUGUCGUUAUCACUAGAUAAGUUUGAAGAAUUGAUCAGUUUGUGCAACAAAGAAUUGGAUACCAUAGAAGUAAAUAUUAAGUUUAUAAUCAAUUUACUAAGAGAAUUGUUGAGAAAACGUCAAGAGAAAUUCAAACUAAUCAAAAUUGAUCAAACCAAACUUGAAAAUAUUAAAGAAAGAUUAUUAUAUCUUAGACAGUUUAGACAUAAUCAUCAAGAUUUGAUGACUGGGAUUGAAAGUGUUUUACCACAAGAAGAGCAAUUAGAUCUGAUUAGUAAGUUGAAUGAGGCAUAUAACAAGCACAUUAUCAGUAUCAACCCUGUUGACAUAUCACACCAGGGGAAGUUGAUUUGGUCAAUGAAUGAACACGCAUAUCUUGAAGUGUUUCACAACUUGAAUUCUUUACUUACGAAAAAGAUAAACAAGUUUUUCAACAAUGCUCAUACAUUUAUUGAUUUUAUUACCAUUUAUAAAAACUUUUUCAUUGGAGACAAUUCAAAUUCGUUGUUACUGCUGAUCAGUGAUGAUCAUAAAUUGAGAACUUUAACAAUAGCUGAUAGAGAGAUCCAAAGACUUGUUGAAUUGAAUUCAGAUCAUGUCCUGGAAACAAGUUUCUCCUCCAUCACGUGGAAAAUCCAACUUAGUGCUAAAUUAAAGUUCUAUCGAGACUACUUAGAACUACUUUUAGGGUUUAAUUGGAAGAGUUAUUCCGUGGGUACCAAAAUCGAUACCACCACAAACAAGUUAUUGGAAAGUUUAGACCCAGUCACAGCAAUUAAUAAAUGGGUCGACGAGGAAGUUAACCAGAAUUUGCCUAGUGCCAAUUUAGGAAAGAUUUUCACCGUGUCGGAAAAUUCACACGAAAGAUUUGAUUUAAAUAUCAAUUUCAAUUUUCAAAUAUUUGAAAUUUACCGACAACUUAAUCAAUUGUACAAUUUGGGAUUUUCCUUACCAAGCUUAAUAAUACUACAAUUCAAAAAAAUCAAUCAAUUAUAUCCAAUCACAAACAUUAUCAAGGAUCAUGUGCAAUUGCUUAACAAACUUUUUAAUAUAGAUCUACAAGAAGGUUAUGGUAAAGCUUUUGGAUUUCUUGUUGCUACUCAAAUUAAGAAAGUAGAGGAAAUGUUGAAAGAAACUAUGAAUAUCGAAUGGGUUCAUUUAUUACACGCAGUUGAGUUACACAAGGUUAAUGAUAAUGAUUUUAAAUCAACUGAAAAUUUAAUUGAACAUCGAUCAAUGAGACAAUUGACUGAAUUUCAGGAUUCUGUAACCCAAUUAAAUUUACUGUUAAUCAAAUUAAAGAAUUUUUCCAAAUUCAUGGAUCAAUGUAAGUUUUUAUUAAGAACUGCAAAUUUUGAAUUUGCCUCCAUUGAAGGACAUUUGAAAACAUUACAACUAGAAUUCAAUAAUAUUUCUUUAGAGAAAGUCGAGAAUCUUGAAGGGUUAGCUGAUUUAAUUAACUUGGAAGUGCAAACUGUUUUGAGGGAACGAUUACAAACUCAACUUUUCAUUUUCAAUAUCAAAGCUAUGGCUUAUAAUGAUGAACAGGAAAUUGAAAUUUUUGAACUAGACAAAUAUUUAUUGGAAUUCCCCACUUUUAAACACUAUUUGACUUUUAAUGAUGAGACAUUUGUGAUUGAGCCACCAUUGAACACUGGAAAGCAACUGGCAUUCAAUCAAUUAAAUCAUAUUGUUUCCAUAGUCGAAACACAACAUAUGAUAAAACCACUUACAUCACAUUCUCAAAGUUUUUCUACUGUUGCUGAAGAUGAAAAUUCUAUGAAACAACUUAAUUUGGUUUUUGAGAAAAUUGAAACUCUAUAUCAAGAUGCAGAAUUAUAUAUUUCCAAAUGGCAAUUAUUACAAAACCUAUGGGAAUUAAAUUUAGAUGAUCCAGAUGAUUUUGCCAAAUUAUUUAAAGCUGAUCAAAAUGUGGAAUCUUGGUUUCAAGUGGUUCAAGAGAUUUUCAAAUAUAGAAACGUUUAUGAUUUGCCUGACCCAGAAAAGGCAUUUGGAAAUUUAUUUGUGAUUAACAUCACUAAGAUUCAACACAGAGUAGCAAUAAAAUUUGAAACUUUCCAAAAACUGUUAUUAAGUAAAUUUGCCAAAAAAAUUGAUCAAGAAGCCAAUUCAUUCAACCGUUUGUUGAUCAAUGCUAAACAAAUUUUAGAAAUGCCACUUACAUUCCAUGAUAGUACAGAACAAUUGACUUCUGGUAUCGACAGUUACUUAAAGUAUCAAAAUAGUUUACAAAGUUGGAACUUUUUGUUGGAGACUUUUCAACUGGUACAAAGUUUUUUGAUGAAACACAGAUUCAAAUUCCCUAAUGAUUGGUUAUAUACUGAACAAUUGGAAAAUAAUAUUUCAAUGGUACAAGCUCUUGUUGCCAAAAAAAGUUUACUCAUUGAAGAAAAUCUUGAAAUUGUUACUUCUAAAAUCAAGGCAGAAGCUUUGAAAAUUAAUGAUUCUAUAAAUUCAUUGAAUCAAAAUUGGCAAUCCAAAAAACCCAUAGCAGGAAAUUUGAAUCCAUCGGUGGCAAUGAUAGAUUUGGAUAAUUUUCAAAUGCAUUUUUCAAAAUUGACAGCUUAUGUUGAAUCAUUGAUUAAUAUUUCUAAUCAUUUAGAUAUACAUAUUGUUCCAUUUGAAGAUAUGUCAUUAUCAAUUGAUGAAAUUAAAGAUCUUAAAUCGGUUUGGUCUUCAGUUAAUGGAUUAUGGGAAGAACUUGAAAGAUUGAAAAAACUUAAAUGGAGUGAUCUUCAACCUAGACAAUUACGUCACCAAUUGGACGAUUUAUUAAAUUCAGCAAGAAACUUACCAAUGAAUAUAAGACAAUAUUCAGCUGUUGAUGAAAUCCAAGCUUCAGUUAAAACCCAUUUGAAAACCCAUCAAAAAAUAUCUGAUUUGAAAAAUGGUUCCAUGAAACCUCGUCAUUGGAAAAUAUUGUUAAGUCAAUUAGGAGUACCAGAUAUUAAAUUUGAAGAUUUAACCGUUGGUGAUGUAUGGGGAUUGAAUAUCACUUUGAAUUUCCAAACAAUUAAUGCCAUGGUCGAGCAAGCCAAUAGUGAAAAAACUAUUGAAGAGAAUUUAAACAAUAUUAACAAUAAUUGGGCUCUGAUAACAUUUGAAUUAUUCAAUUAUGAGAAUAAAUGUCGUUUAGUGAAGAAUUGGGAACAAUUAAUUGAUCAAUGUAAUACUGAUAUUAACGCAUUGACAAGUAUGAAAAAUUCACCGUAUUUUGGAGCCUUUGAAAGAGAAAUCAGUGAAUUGGAGAAAAAACUUACACAAUUGUUUAUUGUCUUGGAUAUUUGGAUAGAUGUUCAACGUCAAUGGUUAUAUUUAGAAGGAGUUUUCGGGAAUGAAAAUAAUGAUCUCAAAAGUUUAUUACCAAUAGAAAGUUCAAGAUUUACUAAUAUCAGUUACGAAUUUUUAAACUUGUUGAAAAGAAUUUAUAAAUUCAAUUUAGUUAUUGAUAUUGUUUUAAUUACUGAUCUUCAACCGAUGAUGACAAAAUGUUUUGAAAGUUUGGUGAAAGUAAGAAAAUCAUUAACCGAUUACCUUGAAAAGCAAAGAGAAUUGUUCCCAAGAUUUUACUUUAUUGGUAAUGAAGAUUUAUUAGAGCUUGUUGGUGGGUCACAUGAUAUCACAAGGAUCAAUAAUCAUUUGAAGAAAAUGUUUAGUGGGGUUGAGAGGUUGCAAUAUGCAAAGGAAAGCUCUUGUAUUGUUGGUGUUGUUAGUGAGCAAGGUGAAGAGCUCGUCUUGCACAAUCCAGUUUCUUUGAUAAAGCAUACUAGAUUGCAUGAAUGGUUAAGUGAAUUAGAGCUUGAGAUAAAGUUAACUCUUUCUCGUUUGGUCAAAGACAAUAUCAAACUUUUGCGGGAAACUGUGUUUAAAAAAGAUGGCUUGGUAUCUUUAAUUGAAAGUAUCCCUGCUCAGGUUGCUACUUUGUUACAACAGAUUACUUUUACAAGUCUCAUUGAAAAUCCAACUACCCUGCUUUCAUCACUUCACGAAAGCUUAUCUAACACUAUUAAAACUCUUGUUCGUGCCAUUGGUUCAGAAAUAGAGGAUCUUACAAGAAAGAAAACACAAUAUUUAAUAAUAGAAAUAAUUCAUCAGAGAGAUGUUGUUGAACAAUUGAUAAAUGCUGAAAAUGAAUCCGAUAGAAAAUUUAUUCGAAACAUUCAACAAAGGUUUUACUAUGACAUAUCUAAUACAGAUUUACUCAAAAGCUUAACAAUCAAACAAGCAAAUUCCGAAUUUAUUUAUGGGUUUGAAUACUUGGGUAUUCCAGAAAAAUUAGCUUACACUCCAUUAACCAAUGAUUGUUAUUUAGCCAUGUGUCAAGCAUUAUCUAUACAACAAGGUGGUUCUCCUUUCGGACCAGCAGGAACUGGUAAGACAGAAUCAAUCAAAGCCUUAGGUCACAAUUUAGGGAAAAUGGUGCUUGUGUUUUGUUGUGACGAUUCAUUUGAUUUCCAAUCUAUGGGAAGAAUAUUUUUGGGGUUAUGUAAAGUUGGUAUUUGGGGUUGUUUUGAUGAGUUUAAUAGAUUAGAUGAUAAGAUAUUAAGUGCAAUAUCAUCUCAAAUUGAAAGUAUUGAAAAUGGGUUGAAAAAUCCUGACAUGGCAAUAUCUGUGUCUGAAAAGAAUGUUAAAGUUAACCCAGAAACAGGUAUUUUUAUAACUAUGAAUCCUGGUUAUGCUGGAAGAGUUGAAUUGCCGGAAAAUUUAAAGAAAAUGUUUAGAAGUUUUUCAAUGGAUUCACCUGAUAAUGAAAUUAUUGUGGAAAUAUUGCUUACAUCACAAACAUUUGUAAAUUCCAAAGCAUUGGCAAAGUCAAUAGUUCCAUUUUUCCAAGAGUUGGCAUCCAACACUUCCAACCAAUUACAUUAUGAUUUUGGUUUGAGAGCAUUAAAGAAUACGUUAGUGAGAUGCGGUCAAGCCAAAAGAAAGUCUACCAACGCCAAUGCCAACGAAUCUUUGGCUUUUGAACAAGAAUUAGUCGUACAAAGUAUUGUGGAAACAAUUUUACCUAAAUUGAUUAAAGAAGACGAAAUUGUUUUUGAAAAAUUAAGAAACAAAUACUUUGCAAAUGUUGUUGGUAAAGUGCUUGACAAAUCCAAUUUAAUUGCAGCACUUGAAAUGUACUUUACAAAGAAUGGAGUUCAGUUUGAUGAGAAAUUCAUCAACAAGGCAUUACAAUUAAUUGACAUCCAAAACACUCAUCAUGGUAUAAUGUUAGUAGGGGAAUCAGGAUCCGGGAAAUCUACUAUCCUUGAUCUGAUUAUGUAUGCCUUAUCGGUUGUGACCAACGUGGAACACACUAAAGUCCUUAUAGAUGCCAAAGUCUUAUCGAAAGAUGAGAUUUACGGGAAGCUUGAUUUGGUUACACGAGACUGGACAGAUGGUUUAUUUACCAGUGUAUUAAGAAAAAUGUCAGAGAAUUUACGUGGAGAAUUAUCGAAAAAACUUUGGAUAGUAUUUGAUGGAGAUAUUGAUCCACAAUGGGCUGAAAAUCUAAACAGUGUUUUAGAUGACAACAAGAUAUUAACCCUUCCUAACGGUGAGCGAUUAAGUUUACCAGAGAAUGUUCGUAUUGUUUUCGAAGUUGACAACUUGAAAUACACUACGCCAGCAACCAUCAGUAGAUGUGGUAUUGUCUGGUUUGACGUAUCAUUGAUCUCCUUAGAUGCCCAUUUACACAAAUUGGUACAUCAAUUAAACACAUAUAAAAUUACCAAUGAUGAUAUGAUUCGUGACAACAUGCUUGCUGAUAAUUUGAGAAAAUCGUUUGUGGAAGAAUUAAGCAACUUACUAUCUUAUAAUGUUUUGUCUGGUAUUUGUGAGGUUGCAAAACAAGCUGAGCACAUAAUGGAGUUUUCAUUUCAACGAGCCAUUGGUUCUCUUGAAGUUUGUAUAAAGACUUAUUUACGUCGGUUGUUGAACUUUGCCAAUUCCAAUGAUAAUGAAACAGUGGAAAUCAAGAAAUAUGUUCAAAAAGCACUAUUACUUUCAAUAAUGUGGGCAUUUGCUGGAGAUUCUUCUUAUGAAGAUAGAAUUGAAUUUGCAAAUGCUAUGAAAGAUAAGAAUAUCCUUUGGGGAGUCGAGAUGCCGCAUGGAAAUGUACUUGAUUAUGAUGUUUCUUUACCUGACGGCGAGUGGUUAGAUUGGAACACUUCCGUUGCAUCAGUGGAACUUGAGCCACAUCAAGUUUCAAACCCAAACACAAUUGUCCCCACUUUGGACACUGUCAAGCAUGAACAGUUUAUAUUUUCUGUUCUAAAUGAGCAUAGUCCUUUGUUGCUUUGUGGUCCACCGGGUUCCGGGAAGACUAUGACGUUGUUUGAAGCGUUGAGAAAAUCACCACAGUUGGAGUUGUUAUCCCUCAACUUUUCCAAAGAAACUUCACCGGUGUCGUUGCUAAAGGCAUUGGAUCAAUACUGUGAAUAUAGAAAAACAAAUAGAGGCAUCCAAUUAGCUCCACGAAUUAAUGGGAAAUGGGUGGUUGUGUUUUGUGAUGAAAUUAAUUUACCCCAAGUCGACAAGUAUGGAAACCAAAAUGUUAUUUCCUUAAUAAGACAAAUGGUAGAGCACGGUGGAUUUUGGCGAGUCAAAGAUAACCAAUGGGUUUCAUUGGAAAAUAUCCAAUUUGUUGCUGCUUGUAACUCCCCCAAUGAUCCUGGCAGAAACAAAUUAUCUGAAAGAUUUUUGCGUCAUGUUCCUGUUAUUAUGGUUGAUUAUCCAGGUUAUACCUCAUUGACCCAAAUUUAUCAAACAUUUAAUAUGGCUAUCUUGAAAUGUGCUCCUGAUUUACGAGGAUUUGCAAAAGCUAUCACCGAGGCAAGUAUUCAAGUAUACGAAAAAACAAGAAAGAAAUUAAACAGCCAAAUCCAAAAGCAUUAUGUUUAUUCGCCUCGUGAAUUGACAAGAUGGAGCAGAGGUAUACUUGAAGCGUUAAAGUCACAUAUGUACAAAGACUUGAGUGCUUUCCUUAGAUUAUGGUAUCAUGAAGGGUUGAGAUUGUUUUAUGAUAGGUUGGUUACUGAUGAUGAUAAAUCGUGGACUUUGCAAAUGUUCAAAGAGGUGGCUGAGAAUAAUUUCCCUAACAUUAAUUUGAAUGCUACUUUCAAAGAACCAGUUUUUUUCAGUAAUUGGAUGAGUUUGGAUUAUAAAUCUGUGAAUGAACAAGAAUUAAGAUCUUUUGUUUCACUGAGGUUAAGAGUUUUCAGUGAAGAAGAAAUGGAGGUUGAUUUGGUGUUGCACGAUGAAAUGCUAGACCAUGCUUUACGUAUCGAUAGAGUUCUUAGACAACCACAAGGUCACAUGAUAUUAGUGGGUCCCAGUGGGAGUGGGAAAUCGACUCUUGCCAAGUUUGUUGCUUGGAUCAAUGGAUUAAAAGUUGUGCAACUACACGUUAGAAGUAAUUAUGGCAUUGAUGAUUUUGAUGAAACUUUGCGAGGCAUUUUAACACGCUGUGUUCACGGUGAAAAGAUAUGUUUUAUUAUUGAUGAAUCAAGUAUUUUGGAAGCUUCAUUUAUUGAAAGAAUGAACACAUUAUUGGCAAAUGCUGAAAUUCCUGGUCUUUUUGAAGGUGACGAUCACACGUCGCUAAUGAGCAAAUGUUUGGAACUUUCUCAUGCCCAGGGAUUGCUAUUGGAUACUGAUGCCGAAUUGUACGAUUGGUUCACUCAACAAAUCUCAAAAAACUUGCAUGUUGUGUUCAGUAUUAGUGAUUCCGUCGAAUCUAACAGUCAGUCGGUUAUUUCAUCACCUGCAUUAUUCAAUAGAUGUGUUCUAAGCUGGAUGGGUGAUUGGUCUGAUAGGUGCUUGUAUGAAAUUGCUUCCUCGCGUAUUAGCACUGUCCCUCUUGACAUUUCAAAUUAUGUUAUCCCCAACACCUUUGCACCAUUUUUAUCUAAUAGAAGGGCUAAGAAUUUGAGAGAUGCGAUUGUUGAUACUUUGGCUUUUAUUCAUCGGUUUAUCCCAGACCAUAAAUCAACAUUGUCAUAUAGAAGAACACCAACUGAUUUUUUGAAUCUUGUUCAAAUGUUUACUGAUUUAUUCAAUAUCAAGCACAAGGAACUAGAAGAUUCACAACGACAUAUUACUGUUGGUUUGGACAAAUUACGUGAAACUGUUAUUCAGGUGGAUAAGUUACAAGGUAUGCUUUCAGAAAAGGAAAGUAUUUUGAAGAUCAAGGACAAAGAAGCCAAAGAAAUGUUGAAUAAAUUACUUACUGACCAAAAUGAAGCAGAACGGAAACAAGAAUUCUCAAUUGCAACACAGGCUGAACUUGCGAAACAAGAAAAGGAAAUUGAGAAACGGAAACUGGUUGUGAUGAAAGAUCUUGAAUAUGCUGAACCAGCUGUUCUUGAAGCACAAAGAGGAGUGCAAAAUAUUAAAAAGCAGCAUUUAUCAGAAAUACGUAGUAUGGCUAAUCCACCUGCAGCUGUCAAAAUGACGAUGGAAUCGGUUUGUAUUUUAUUAGGUUAUGAUGUUGGAACUUGGAGAGAUGUUCAGUUGGUGAUUAGGAAAGACGAUUUUAUACCAAAUAUUGUUUCUUUCAAUAGUGAGGAACUGUUGCCUGUGGAACUUCGUGAGUAUAUGGAAAGGGUUUAUUUGACGAGAGAAGAUUACACAUUUGAAAUUGUUCAUCGAGCAAGUAAAGCAUGUGGUCCAUUGGUGCAAUGGGUCCAAGCACAGUUGGCGUAUUCUAGAAUUCUUCAAAGUGUGGGUCCAUUACGUGAAGAAGUUGAAUUGUUGGAACAAAAGACAUUGAAGACAAAAGCACAAUUGACAGCCAUUGAUGAAAUGAUUUUCGAGUUGGAAGAAAGUAUUGAAAAGUACAAAGAUAGUUACACUGAGUUGAUUCGGGAAACAGAGAAUAUAAAAACGGAAAUGUCAUUGGUGCAUAAAAAGGUGGAUAGAAGUACUGCUUUAAUUAAGAAUCUUAAAGUGGAAAGAGAGAGAUGGAAGGAAUCUGUCAAGACAUUUGGUGAUAAAAGAGACAAAUUAGUUGGCGAGGUGUUGUUGGCUGCUGCUUUUAUUGUUUAUGGUGGACUUUACGAUCAGAAAGGUAGAGAAAUAUUAUUGAAAACAUGGAGAAAUAAAUUAAAAGAGUCGGGAAUCCCAUUUGAUAAAACGCUCACCAUGUCCAGUUACUUGACUACCUCGAAAAAAGCUUUGCACUGGACAAAUUGUGGGUUGGUUAAUGAUAAUAUUAAUAUUGAAAAUUUUGCAUUAUUGGAAUGGUGUCAAAAUCCUGUUAUAAUCGAUCCAAAUGGUGUGAUUGUGGAAAUUUUAUCGAAGGCGUCGUCAAAACUGGUCACAGUUACCAGUUUCUUAAGUGAUGGGUUGUUCAACCAAUUGGAGAAUACAUUGAGGUUUGGUGGUGUGAUAAUUAUCCAAGAUUGUGAAUAUUAUGAUCCUUUGUUAGACACGGUUUUAAGAAAAGAAAUACACAGAAAUGGUGGUCGAAUGAUGAUUAGAUUAGGUGAUCAAAUUAUCGAUUAUUCUUCUGAAUUUAAGUUGAUAUUGGCUUCAAAAGAAUCUGGGUUGGUUUUGCCUCCAUCGGUAGCAUCAAGAGCGUCAAUUAUCAACUUCACAGUUACAAGUGGCAGUCUUGAAAACAGAGCCCUUGAUAUUGCUUUGAAAGAAACACGACCUGAUGUUGAGAAAGAAAGAACCGAUUUGGUUAUGCUUAAUGGUGAAUGGAAAUUACGUUUGCAGACAUUGGAGGAAGAGUUGUUGGAUUCUCUUAGUACAACUCCAGGUGAAAUUUUGGAUAAUGAUAACGUGAUGAACACUUUGGAGACUCUUAAGAGCGAGACAGAUGGGUUGAAUGAAAAAUUGGCACAUUCGGGAGAAGUCAUGAACCGAGUUGAAGAGAUAAGAAGUAAUUACAGCGACGUGGCCAAGAACUUGUCAGGAAUAUAUACCAUUUUUGAAUCACUUGGUCGUCUUAAUCAUUUUUACAAGUUUUCAUUGACGAGAUUUGUUAAUAAUUUUGCACAUUUAUUACGUGUGAAUAUUAAAUUAUCACCAUCUGAGUUUAUUAUGGAAUUAUUCAAGGAUUCCUUUGCACGUAUUUCCACGUCAUUGCAAUAUAAACACAAAAUUGUUUUGGCUUUGGUUUUGUCUACUGCUUAUUAUAUGGAGGAUAUUGGUGAUCUGUACAAGACUGCAUUUAUGAAGAUGUUAAAGUUGAUUGUCACUGAUAAACUUCCAAACAGUAUUAGCGAUGUGUUUGAUGUGUGUCUAGCAAGGAGAGAAUCCGGAUGGGAUGUUGAAAAAGUACUAGAGCUGAAUCAAGACAAUCUGGUUUUGCAGAUCCUUUCAGACUUGCUUUUAAGUUUUGGCAGCACAAAAAACAAAGAAGAUUUUGUUGAUACUUUUAGUAAGAUUAGUGGGUUCUUGUAUAAAGAUGGAGAAGCCCCAUAUUCAUCUCCUUACGAUUUAAACUAUUGGAUAAAUGAUCUGGGAAUUAGAACUAUUAUUUUGACGUGUCCAGAAGUUUAUGAUGCUUCUUACAAAGUUGAACAAAGUGCUCGACAGUUUGGGAAGAAACUAGCUGUUAUUUCAAUGGGAACAAAAGAAGGAAUUGAAAUGGCAAAUAAAGAAAUUGAAGCAGCUUCUAUGUCGGCACGUUGGGUUUUGAUUCAAAACAUACACAUGGCGCCAUCAUGGAUAUCACAUUUUGAGAGUCAGCUUAGUAAUUUACAUGCCGAAUCAAAAAUAUUCUUGACAUGUAAAAAUACUUCACAAGUUCCAAUUGGGGUCAUAUCUCAAUGUAAAGUAUUGAAUUUUGAAAAUGAAGUGGGCAUUCAACGACUUGUAUUGGAUACUUAUAAAUCGAGUUCUAUGGAUAAGAGAGAAAGAAUUGAGCGACAUGUUUUGUUGCUAUUGAUUUGGUACCAUUCUGUCAUUCUUGAAAGAGUAAGAUACUCACCUGUAUCGUUCAAGAAGAAGUAUGAUUUCAAUGACUCCGAUUAUACCUGUGGUGUUCACAUUAUUGAAAAAGUGUUUGAAAGCUACGAUGGUAAAACUGAAACCAUUCCUUGGAAUGAGAUUAAAUAUUUAAUUGGAACCAUAACUUAUGGUGGUAAAGUUGACGACAAAGAGGAUUUAGAAUUUUUAGAGACUUUUGCUGGUGCUAUUUUCACUGAGAGAUCAUUUGAUCUGAAUUUUAAUUUGAUAGAGAAUGAAUUAACUAAAGAGAACAAUGAAGUUUUGCUUUUGCCAGAUACUACAGAAGAGAUCGUAUCAUGGAUCAAUAAGUUGCCUUAUGACACACCAUUAUCUUGGAUUUACUUGUCUGAUGAUGCCAAUCUGUUAGUGAAAAAACAACUUGGAUUAGAAAUCGUGGAAUCUGUACUUGAUCUAUCUGAAGAUUUAUAG